Messenger RNA from Thamnophis elegans (Western terrestrial garter snake), 3572 nucleotides. It is a transcript of the gene SIRAL1, whose product is annotated as family with sequence similarity 118 member B. Bases 240 to 1289 code for a protein of 349 amino acids. The record is from RefSeq and is a predicted model, not a curated record. The transcript is spliced from 8 exons. Lineage: Eukaryota; Metazoa; Chordata; Lepidosauria; Squamata; Natricidae.
UCGCGCUGCUCGCGGCGGCGUUGACUGGGCGGGAGGCUCCGCUCGCGAGGCCGGGACUUUUGACCGGGCUGGGGAUGGUGGUGGUGGUGGCGGCGAGGGCAGGAGGGUUGGGGCUGUUUCGCGACCCUCGUCGCCUGCUGUGACCCUCGUCGCCGGCUGUGGCUAAAUGGCCGCCCUCGCCCUAUCCGCCUGCUUGGAAGGGGAGCUGCUCCCGAGUUUCUCCUCAGUGCAGAAACUGGAUGGCUUCUAAUGCGAAUCUCAAGCUGCACAAAGGAAUUCUGCUGGAGGAUGGCAUGCCAGCUGCAAAGAAGCCUAGGAAACUCCUGCCAAGUUUAAAAUGCAAAAAGCCCCAGGAUCUAGUCCUAGUGAUUGGAACAGGCAUCAGUGCAGCAGUGGCUCCCCAAGUGCCAGCCUUGAAGUCUUGGAAGGGCUUAAUCCAGGCCCUGCUGGAUGCUGCGAUUGAUUUCGACCUACUAGAAGAGGAGGAGAGGAGAAAAUUUCAGAAGUGUCUUGAGGACAAUAAAAACCUCAUCCAUGUUGCUCAUGAUCUGAUCCAGAAACUGUCCCCUCGCACAAGCAAUGUCCGUUCUUCUUUCUUCAAAGACUGCUUGUAUGAGGUCUUUGAUGACCUGGAGUCCAAGAUGGAAGACACGGGGAAGCGGCUCCUGAGGUCAGUUCUUCACCUGAUGGAAGACGGCGCCCUUGUUCUGACCACCAACUUCGAUAACUUGCUGGAAAUUUAUGCAGCUGAUCAAGGGAAGCAGCUUGAAUCUCUUGACCUCACUGAUGAGAAAAAGGUCCUUGAGUGGGCACAGGAGAAGAGGAAGCUGAGUGUUCUUCAUAUCCAUGGAGUCUACACAAAUCCCAGCGGAAUAGUGCUUCAUCCUGCUGGUUACCAGAACGUCCUACGCAACGUGGAAGUUAUGCGGGAGAUCCAGAAGUUGUACGAAGCCAAAUCUUUCCUGUUCUUAGGCUGUGGUUGGACUGUGGAUGAUACAACCUUCCAAGCCCUCUUCCUUGAAGCUGUGAAACACAAGUCAGAUCUGGAGCAUUUUAUGCUUGUGCGUCGUGGAGAUGUGGAUGAAUUUAAGAAGCUCCGAGAGAACAUGCUUGACAAAGGGAUUAAGGUCAUCUCCUAUGGGGAGGAAUACUCGGACUUGCCAGAAUAUUUUGAGAGACUGACAAAUGAGAUCUCCAACUUGAAUCAAGCAGGUUCACGACAGGGGGGACAACUGAAUGGCACAAAUACUGUGCGCAUUGAAAACAAAGAGAUUGGACCAACUGGAUGAGACCUACAGGACACAUUGAUAUUGUUCCUGAUUAAUUAACACAGAAAAACACUCCUGAUCGUUUAAUAGACCCUGAUGCUGAGGAACAGGAAGUACAUUCCACGACGUUUUCCCAGUUCUGUUCAUUACAAGAUCCCCUUGUGGAAAAAAUAAGUAGCCUGUUUAAGCAUUGAGAAUCCUUAGGGGACGAGAGGUAUCACUUCUGUUGAGAUGCAUGGAGGAUCUGUAUUUCAUUUACAGACUGGUCCUCUCACCCAUCCCGCUUACAAGAGAGAGUUUCUCAAAAGCUGCCGUUAAGUUACCACUCCGUAAACCUGGGGUUCUACUAGAAGUAUGUAUGGUUGAGAUAAUUGGUGGUUUGCCAUAUGGUGGUAAACUCGAACCUGUGCCUUUUCAGUCUUCUGGGAGCUAGAAGUUAAUCCUGUUCGCCAUUUUGUGUGGUUCCCAGCCAGCCUUUUUUAUAUGAUUCUCCAUAUUCUUAGAAUGUCUCCCCCAUCAGUAAGGACAGACAACAACUGAAGAUACUCGUGGAGUAACUGAGAACACUUGGCAUGUUGCCAGAGCAAGUGGCAUGCAGGUCCUGUAGUUAUAUGACUGCAUGGCUGGCUGAGGAAUUCUGGGAAUUGAAGUCCACACAACUUAAUGUUGCUAAAGUGGGGAUACAAGGUAGUAGAUUAAGCCAUUAUAUCUCCUUCCAAGAGAGAAGAUUUUCCUAGAGAUGAAGACGUGUUUAUUCAAUCUGAUCUCAUUUUCUAUUUAGGUUUUGUGUUAAAAAAAAAUCCUGUCAAAAUUGAGUUUAUUACCUCUACUUUGAUAUUCUGUAAAAAUUUAGACUGAGCCACAUGAACAUUUAAAAAAAAAGUGAAGGUCUAAUUUUCUAAAUCUUUUAUACUUUGUAUAAAUUUGAACCUGGGAUUUUUAAAAACGUUCAUCUGUCUCUGAUUUACAUGAGCUGUGUGUAAAUUAUGGCUGCUAAUCGUGAUGAUAAUCAGCCUAAUGUGCAUACAGUACUUUUGGUUGACUAACUCAUGGUUUACAUAGCUACCCAAAUUCUGGGUUGGCACAAUAGUGUACUAAAAUAAUAGUUGACUAAUUUGUGGUUUAACUGUUCGAUGACUGCUGGUCUGAAGCUAGCUCAGCUAGACUUAUUUAACUAUGUUUUGUCUCCUUUUUUAUAUCACUAAAUUGUGAUCUUUUAAAGCUAUUGUUUACUGAUCAAUCUAACCUGAUAGUUUGUAUAUGACACUAAGCCAAAAAUAAAUCAAAUGAAGGGUUGGUGCUUGUGUGUUAAUUUGGUCUUUAAUAGACAAAGUGGCAAAGCAACUGGAUAGUUUUUGGGUUUUUGUUACCUGUCUAGUGAGCAAGUGGUAGGACAGGGAAUGUAGUCCUUAUUCCUGCUUAUUCAGAUCAAACUACAGGCUUAAAGUAACGUUGGGAUGUAUCCAUUCUCAACAACAGCUUCAUGAGUCUUGCUGCUGCAAAGUUGGAGGCCCUCCUAAAAUCCUACAGAUGGGGCUAGCAAGAAUAGAACAGAAAGUGAGGAAUCUGCACACCUAGAAAACCUGUUGAUCACACAUGAUCUUAGAGAAGCCAGCUUUUCAAAUUCAGGAAGACAAAGAAAAGGUUUUAGAAAUUUUAUAUAAAUUUUCAGCAGGCAGCAUUCAACUUAUUGCACUAGAGCACAUCUGCAAUGCCGAGCUACCAAGGCGUCUUUGUAGAGACAAUGGUGUUAUUCAACAUAGCACUUUAUUAUCAGGAUCAAGAGGCACUCUGAAAGGAGGAGGAAAGGGAGGAACGCAGCAGGCAGCCACCAGGAUUAUCCCUAGUGGAAGAAGGGGACAAAGAAGCAGACAGGCUGGUUUGGAAAGCAAAAACCAGUGCAGAUGGGAUAGCAUGCAGUGGCCCCUGCUGGCUGGUUGUGUAUCCCUCCCCCUUGACAGGAGAGGCAGUGACUUCCAGAGCGCCACUUCUUUAUGGCAGAGAGAAAUCUUAAACCCACUUCUUAGGCCAGAAGCUCAUCUGCCAAAAUUAAAAUCCACACAGACUUAUUUUUCCCCUUUAGGGGAAGGACCCUGUUGGCCGGGGAAGGGGCCAGAUAAAGGAACUGUCCUUAGAGAAUCUUCAGGGACACAACCAUCUGCUUCUCUGAUGUUGUUUGAAGAUGGUGUGCAAAGAUACACGCAGGGUCGUCAUAGACAAUUCAGACAAACUUAAUGCAUAAGGGGUUGAUGAGAUGACUUUGAGAAGGAAUCGGCAGCCCUCACAUUCAUACUUCCUCCUCUG